Molecule: messenger RNA, 4245 nt
Organism: Rhinolophus ferrumequinum (greater horseshoe bat)
Lineage: Eukaryota; Metazoa; Chordata; Mammalia; Chiroptera; Rhinolophidae
Gene: YIPF6
Product: Yip1 domain family member 6
Exons: 7
Coding region: 293-1003 (236 amino acids)
Biological process (GO): endoplasmic reticulum to Golgi vesicle-mediated transport
Cellular component (GO): membrane; trans-Golgi network
Source: RefSeq, a predicted model, not a curated record
CCGCAGCCUUCGUCCGGAGACCCACGGAGCGACCCGAGAAUCGGCCUUGAGGGUUAAAGAGGAAGCGUCUGGCGGGACCCGUGGCCCCGAAGAAGUGAAGCGAGGCGACACGACACGGACCUGUCCUCAACACCAGGAGGAGGACACGGGACGGUGAAGGGCUAAGGCCGCCAGCCCAAGCCAGGCGCCUCUCAGUGAUGCAGACCCCGCGCGCUGACGCAAUAACCGGCCGCGGCCUCCACGUCUCUGGGUUCGCAAAGACUUCUGGGAACGACCCGUGAGGAGAUCCAAGAUGGCGGAGGCGGCGGAGUCUCCGGGAGACCCGGCGACAGCAUCGCCCAAGCCCUUGUUUGCAGGCCUUUCAGAUAUAUCCAUCUCACAAGACAUCCCUGUGGAAGGAGAAAUCACCAUUCCUAUGAGAUCUCGUAUUCGGGAAUUCGACAGCUCCACGUUAAAUGAAUCUGUCCACAAUACCAUCAUGCGUGAUCUAAAAGCUGUUGGGAAAAAAUUCAUGCAUGUUUUGUACCCGAGGAAGAGUAACACUCUUCUGAGAGAUUGGGAUCUAUGGGGCCCCUUGAUCCUUUGUGUGACACUCGCAUUAAUGCUUCAACAAGGCUCCGCAGAUAACGAAAAAGAUGGAGGGCCCCAGUUUGCAGAAGUGUUUGUCAUUAUCUGGUUUGGUGCAGUUACCAUCACCCUCAACUCAAAACUUCUUGGAGGAAACAUAUCUUUUUUUCAGAGCCUCUGUGUGCUGGGUUACUGUAUACUUCCCUUGACAGUGGCAAUGCUGGUUUGCCGGCUGGUGCUUUUGGCUGAUUCGGGACCGAUAAACUUCAUGGUCCGGCUUUUUGUGGUGAUCGUGAUGUUUGCCUGGUCUGUAAUAGCCUCUACAGCUUUCCUUGCUGACAGUCAACCUCCAAACCGCAAAGCCCUUGCCGUCUAUCCUGUUUUCUUGUUCUAUUUUGUCAUCAGUUGGAUGAUUCUCACCUUCACUCCUAAGUAAAUCAGGAAAUGGAAAUUCAAAACCAGUGAACUGAAAGGUCAUCUGAACAGUGCAAUUCACCGUGAAGUUUUGCCUCUUGUCUGUCUUGGAGGUAUUUGGCAUCUGGCUAUGUGACGGGGUUACAAGAGAGCCAUAAAGCUCCAUCGCCAUUUGUGUAAGGAACUGAUGUUUGAAAGGCUGUCCUUUCCCUCUUAAUAAUGUUAUUUCUUUAAAAUACGUGUGCAUACUACACACAGUUUAAUUCCUUCUUAAGACGUGAUGGGGGUCGCUGUGGUCCAUUUGGGCAAUAACCAAUGACUGGAAGCACACAGCUACAUCCUGCAAGUUGAAUAACUAUGGAGUUGAUAACUAUUUUCAAUCUUCAGAAUACCGGUUCAGGUGCAGCUCUGAAACACAUUGCCUUACGACUAUUAGACUAUGCCUGCUACUAGAAGAAAUAACGGAUAAUCUCUGUCCAUUUCCUUUUAUUUCUUAAGUUUAAAAAGGCAAUGACAGAGGUUAGUAGAGGGGUUCAUACACGUGGGAGGAGCAAAUGUGCAUUCACCAGUAUUCAGACUUCGAUCAUAGAAAAUUUUGCACUUUUUGCUUUAAAAAAAAGAAAAAGCAGAAGAUACAUAAAGAGAGUAGUCUUUCUGUAUAGUCCCCUUUCGGCCAUGCUAAGUAGCACCUCGGUGACACUACUUUUAAUCUCGCUCACUAGCUCUGGAUAUGCAAGCUAAGAUGUUAGCAUCAGCAUGUAGUUUUCCUUUGCCUGAAGCUCUCAGUGGUCCAGUGCUUGAACUUACCCAACUAGGAGACCUCAGAAAUUUCGAUUGAUAGGUCCGUAAGGCAUCUCAUCAUGUGGGCACCUUCUCUUAAAGGUGGAAUGAGGCAGUUGGGAGACAGCAUAGCUGUAAGGGAUUCUUCGUUAUUCCUUGCUAUCUGGCCCCCAUCUAGGAAGUAAGGCUCAAUCCGAAGCCUGCAUUUCAUUGGAGGGAUUUCGUGUUCUGAGGGCUGAUUCACAGGACAUCUAGACACGUAGAGCAUGAUGUAGGAUGACUUGGCUUUACAGCUGCUGCCUUUUCAUACUGGCCUCGGCAGUUUUUUCAUUACAUGGGUUUUUUGGGCUGAGGAGUAGCAAUUCAUUUCCUUGGUUGCAGACUUUAAAGCUAAUUCGCUCUCCUUUAGACGAGUCUUUUUCUGUGUCUACUUGUAUUAGUAUGGAAGUGUGAAGGCUUUCCAGCGAGCAGAGUGUCUGGGACAGGCUGAUUCUGAGCUCAACAGGGCUCCUUUAAGGUAAUGUGAGCUGCUGCCUCUAUAAAUUGCACAUUGAAGAACUCUUAAUAGACAAAGCCUAGGAGUCAGGCAGGAAACUGUCAUUGUAAAAAUACAGUUACUGACAAAGAUAGGAAUGUCUUAUUCCACAAGUGUUCUUCAUCCCAGAAUUUAUUUAUUCAUUUUGUAUUUAAGGACUACCUACACGUAGAUAUAUCAUUUGACAAACAUGUUCUCUAUCCCCAGAUUAAGCAAUGAACAGCACUGGGUUCUUGGAGUGAUAUUCUAGUACAAAAGUGUUACAAACUUGGUCCCUUCUGUCCCAGCUUUGUCCAAAAUUUGUGCCUAUAUAUUUGUGUUUAUUUCAAAUUCCCUUUUUCAUUUUAAAGUAAACUCUGGAGGACUAAGCUCAGAUUUUAGUCAUGAAUUGGUAAAGAAUAUUUUAGAACGGGUCCUAAUUUUGAAAUUUGUCCUAAAUUAUCUUCCAUAUCCAUUGUCUGAAAUUUUCUAACCUCUGCUAAAAAGAUCUUUCUUCCAAAGUUGUUUCAUAAUCUGUCCAGUGAUUAGUGUAAAAUUACAGAGAUAACCAUGCUUUUCAAAAGGGAAUUAAGUCUUUAUCGAAUUUUACUCAGGCUACAUAUUUGGUGAGAAACUCCUAACACCACAACUCGGGGGGUUUGUGUGUGUGUAUAUGGGAGGGGGUUAUACAUAGUGGGGAUUAAGGCAGCUUGUUCUGUGUAUUAAUCUGUUGCUCUUGAGUGACUUAGGGAAUGGCUUUAUUUGAUUUGAAGGUGGGUAAAAUGGAAAUUAUCUUUCUGAAAACGAGUGGUCAGUUUCAAGGCAUAAAUGUUUUCUUAUGUGCAAAAAAAGUGCAUUGCUUUCAGUAACAGAAGACCUAAGUAUCUGGACCUUGUAACCUUCAACACAGCUUUCCCUGAUUCGCUGCAAAGGCACAUGGCUAAUUGUAGAAAGGGGGACUGGAAUGGAACCGGGACUCCAACAGAGGAAACCCUGUGCCAGGAAUUGGGAAGUUUCAUGCUUCAGAUGAAACGCAAGUGUGUAAGCAUCAUUGCCCGAUGCGGUGUAUCACUGCUGGACAGGGUACGUCACUGCUGUUCAUGGCGCGACACUGCCGGACAGGGUGCGUCACUGCUGGUCGCGGUGCAUCACUUGCUUCUGCACCUGAGAUUGAGACUUCACUGUCAUAUUCUUUAGCAGUCACAAAGGUGAAGACUGGAUUUAAUCGCUGUUCAGAUUAUGAAAACACAGUUGAUGUGAAUGUAUUUAAAUGUGCCGUAGUAGUCUUAAAAGUCAGUCAUUCGUCGUCAAGUCUUUUACCUCCUCAGAGGCUUAUUACAUGAGUUGAAUUGGGUCUUAUCAUUGUGGUGGGGUUUUUCUGUUUGGGCAAGGUGGGGUCACAGGGCAUGAGACUGUUUAUUGUAUUUGUCUUUUUAUAAACUGUCCCCCAAAAUGUGAUUAGAAGGCUGGCAAGCCUGUAUUUGAAAAUUUAAUUGUGUACUUUAUAUAGCCUAUCUACUGGAUUUUCUAUUUCCUCCUAGAGAUGAAAAUGAAAAUCUCUUGUUAUUUUGAAAUUGUGGGUAACAUCAAGCCAGUGGAGUUUAUCUAAAGCCUGUCAUGAUGUGAACAGAUGUCCAUUGCAUGCAGCUAUUUCAUUGCAGAGUAAAAUACUGAAAUUGUGAUUCUCAGACUUAAUUUCUGAGGCAAUUUAAAUAGAAAUACAUAUGAAUGUUAAUCCAUGUAUGUAAAUUAGAAAUCAUUUUCUAGAUUCUGUGGGCUUUUAUUAAAACUAAGGAAUUUUUAGGGAUUUACUUAGGCCAUGGGAUGGCCAAAUAAUAAUGACAAUAAUAUUACUACUAAUAAUGGCUAACAUUUAUUGGGCACUUACUGUGUGCCAGGCACUAUUCUAUUUUUUUAAGAAUUUUUUUAUAGCAUUAUUGAGAUACACUGAACCAUAAAAUUCACCCUUU